CGUCGUAAAUUUAGUUACAAUGGACAUAGGUCAUGGAUGACGCUGACAUAAUGAUGCAAAGUCCUAAUGCCUAACAUAAGCGUUGCGCGAAGUGAAACCCCGCCGGAAGUUUCUUCCCUGCCAUGCCUGUUACUGCCGCAACCCUAGGUUCACUCGAAUUAGCGACACUCGUCGGAGAUAAGUUCAUGGGAGAACCUAGGAAUGAAACUCUGGAAGGAGCUCCUUUGAAACGAAAACCAGAUCUUGAAUUAUUCGACGAGGGUGAGGAUCGAAAGAAAAUUAAACCUGAGGUUUCUGGUAAUGAUCCCCCACUUAUUGAAGAGAAAUCCGGUAAGGAUGAGUCAGAAGAAGACGGUGAAAGCGAUGAAGAUGAUGAAGGUGACGACUACGACGAAGACGAUGAAGCUGUAGACGAAGACGGUGAGCAUUCCCACGGAAAAUCUGUGAUUGAUGCUAAGGGUAAAGGAAUCAUGGAUGAAGAAGACAAGGGGAAAGGUAAAAAUUUGAAGGUUGAAAAUGGAAGUGACGAUGAAUCCGCCGAUGAUCGAGACCUCUCUGACGAAGAUAGUGAUCUUUCUGAUGACCCACUUGCGGAAGUCGAUUUAGAUAACAUUCUUCCUUCAAGGACGCGGAGGCGGGUCUCUCAGCCGGGAGCUUAUCUUGUUAAUGAUCUCGAAGAUGACGAUGAUAGUGAUGAUAGUGAUGUCUAAUUUCAAGAAGGUCAGUUACUCUGAGCCACAACUGUCUUAGAUUUUGGAGUUCCUGGUGGAUACUUGGAGAUUGAAGUCUGUUAAUACAUUGUCAGGAAUACAAUGUGGUAUGAUUAGAUUCUUGAUAUAGCUGAAUUUAAACAACUUUGUUGAUUUUGCUUAAUUUGUACCAGUUCACGACCUAAUUUUGCUUCAUAGUGCUUAA
Messenger RNA from Macadamia integrifolia, 915 nucleotides. RefSeq names its product histone H2A.Z-specific chaperone chz1-like. The record is from RefSeq and is a predicted model, not a curated record. The transcript has a single exon. The coding region runs from base 123 to 710 and encodes 195 amino acids. NCBI's taxonomy places the organism in Eukaryota, Viridiplantae, Streptophyta, Magnoliopsida, Proteales, Proteaceae.